AUGGCGCCUAGUAUAGCCCAAGUAAUCAAUGUCCGCACACCAGCUGCGCGGCGCCAGCUAGCAAAGACGACGGUCGAUCUAGUCCGCAACUUGCUCUUCCUGUUGUUCAUCGUACGAUACUCGCGGGUCGCCUUUACCCAUCUUUACGGCUAUGGACCCGUCGCCAGCGCAAAGAUGGGCUACGCCGCCGUCCGCAAGUCUCUCUAUCGCACUUUCCUCAGGCUGCCCGGUGUACGAGGCAAAGUCCAAGCCGAGAUAAAACAAACCCUAGAAGAACUCGAAAAGAAACUCGUGCCUUCUGGUCCUGGCAUCACAAGAUACACCGCACUGCCUGCAGCUGGCUGGGGCCCUGAGCAGGUGCGUGCCGAAUUGGAGAAACUGCACGACAUGGAACACACUCGCUGGGAAGAUGGCAGAGUGUCUGGCGCUGUAUACCACGGCGGCAAGGAACUUCAAGAUCUGCAGAUGGAAGCUUUUGGCAAAUUCGGCGUUGCCAACCCUAUUCACCCUGACGUCUUCCCUGGAGUAAGAAAGAUGGAGGCCGAGGUGGUGGCAAUGGUAUUGGCCAUGUUCAACGCACCCACCGAUGCCGCAGGCGUCACAACCAGCGGAGGUACUGAAUCCAUCAUCAUGGCUGUCCUCAGUGCCAGAGAAAAGGGCCGCAUCGAGCGUGGUGUCACCAAGCCAGAGAUCAUUCUGCCCGAGACCGCACACACCGCUUUCCGCAAGGCAGCCGCCUACUUCAACAUCACCGUCCACUACGUACCUUGCCCAGCACCUUCCUACAAGGCUUCUCUAUCCCACAUCUCUCGCUUGCUCAACAGCAACACCGUCCUCCUCGUUGGCUCGGCACCAAACUUCCCUCAUGGCAUCAUCGACGAUAUACCCGGUCUCUCGCGCCUCGCUGUUCGCAGAAACAUCCCUCUCCACGUCGACUGCUGCCUGGGUAGCUUCUUGGUUCCUUUCCUCGAGCGCGCGGGCUACGACACCGAGCCCUUUGAUUUCCGCAUCCCAGGUGUAACUUCCAUCUCGUGCGACACCCACAAAUACGGCUUCGCACCCAAGGGCAACAGCACAUUACUCUACCGCAGUGCAUCGCUACGCAAGUACCAAUACUUCAUCUCACCCGACUGGAGUGGAGGUGUAUACGCCUCGCCCUCCAUGGCUGGCAGUAGACCUGGCGCCUUGAUCGCGGGCUGUUGGGCGAGUAUGAUGAGUGUAGGCGAACAAGGCUACAUUUCUUCCUGCCACUCCAUCGUCGGCGCUGCAAAGAAGCUUGCAGAAGGUAUGCGCAGCCGCGACUCUUUGCGCACCCACCUCUACAUCCUCGGUAAACCUUUGGUCUCGGUGGUAGCUUUCUCCUCCAAGACCCUCGACAUCUACAACAUUGCCGAUGCCAUGAGUGGCAAAGGCUGGCACCUCAACGCCUUGCAAUCACCUGGUGCUAUCCAUGUCGCUGUCACGCUUCCCAUUGUGCCAGUCAUCGAAGAUCUACUUGACGACCUCGAAACUUGUGUUGCCGAUGAGUUGGAGAAACAGAGACAAGACGCUGUAGCAGGAAAAAGCACAGCCAAGAAGGGCGAUGCAGCUGCCCUCUACGGUGUCGCCGGUGCACUGCCAGACAAGACCAUCGUGGAGGACUUGGCUGCUGGGUUCUUGGAUUGUUUGUACAAGGCUUGA
Molecule: messenger RNA, 1680 nt
Organism: Aureobasidium namibiae CBS 147.97
Lineage: Eukaryota; Fungi; Ascomycota; Dothideomycetes; Dothideales; Saccotheciaceae
Product: putative sphinganine-1-phosphate aldolase BST1
Exons: 2
Coding region: 1-1680 (559 amino acids)
Biological process (GO): carboxylic acid metabolic process; sphingolipid catabolic process
Cellular component (GO): endoplasmic reticulum
Molecular function (GO): sphinganine-1-phosphate aldolase activity; pyridoxal phosphate binding
Source: RefSeq, a predicted model, not a curated record